AUGUCGCAAGAAACAAUACGAUCAUCAUUACCGGGAGCCGCUCGACCUUCCGCUCAUCCACGUUUGCAUGCCUUGGCCAAACCAUAUUCACGUCCUUCAUCGUUCUCCGGUUUAUCCUCUUCGGCAACUAUGACCGACCUGGCCAAUAUAUCCUCUUCUCUAGGUGGGAAUGAAGGAUGGGAUGAAUCACCUACGAAAUCACCUAGUAAGACGACUCGACCUGGAUUAUCAACCUCAUCAAGUUACGGUAGUUUACCUCGAUCUGGUUCAGAUAGCUCUUUGUUUUCUGGUAUCAAAUCUAUAUUCUCUAGACCAUUACAAUGGUUAGCCACCCCUGCUCGUGCUAGCGGUAGUGGAAGUGGGAAUAGAAGAGAUUCGUAUAGUUCGUUCGGUCAUGAUCUGGAAGAUCAGUCCUUUAAUCAAUCACCUUCGGUGAAGAGGUCAAGAAGAGGAUCACCCUCACCUGAAAAGCAAAGAGCUAAGAGACGUAAAGAGAAUGGUACUUCUACUACCACCGCUAUCGGCAGUGAAUACGAACCUGAACAACCGAUACCACCGUUCGAAGUUCAAGGAAGAGCAGUAUCAGGAUUCAUGCUACCACCUCUAUCACCCAAUGUCACCCUGAAACCCAAAUCUCAUCUACCUAUACCUCAACAUAUCACCAACAAUACUCGCACGAACUUCUCUAGACCGUUAGGAAGCGGUUCGUCAUCUGGAUUAUCAAGUUCCAAAUCAAUGUCGUACCUUGAUCCACCUUCUGAUGUUUUGGGUGCCUCUUCGCCCAGAAAGGCAGGUGGGAUGUUAACUAGAUCAAAGAGGGUCGAGUUGAGUUCUCUGGUAGACGAUCGUGAUCGUGAUGAGAUUGAAGUGGAAUCUUCAAAUCAAGGGAAUGAUGGUGGAAAAACUUGGAGUCCAUGGAAAUCACGCUAUUCAACUGCUGGCGGAGCGGCUUCUUCUGCUGCAAAUGUCAGACCCACCACACCAAGUAAGAAAACUCCAAGUAGACUCGGUUCCAGAGAUUUCACACUACCCUCCGCUUCAUCUUUCAAACCACCUCCAUCACCCUUACAUCGUCAAUCGCCUCACGUAGGCAACGCCGCAGCCUCAACUUCCGGUCUUACAAGAUCCGCUACCACAGCCAAUAUCCGCAGAGCCGCCAGUGUAGCUUCUGAUAUCAGCAUGGGUGGGGGUUUGACUAGAUCAGGCAGUGUAAGGGGUUUAAAGCAAUCGGGAAGCAUGUUAUUUGGUAGUGUCAAUGGAGACAGGGAGAGGGAUAGGGAAGAUGAUAGGAUGAGUGUCGAUGGAGAACAAAGACAGAGAGAAGGGAGUGUCUUGGAUUGGUUCAUGAAGGACCGAUGGGAUGGAAGUGGAAGUGCUCGACCUGGAUCUCCAGCUUCUGUCGCUGCUUCCAGACGACUAGGCUCAGCCGGACCUUCUCUAUCCCAUCCACCUAUCAGAAAAGGUCAAUUGGUAUGGCACGAAGAAGAAAAAGCUUUCGUCCGGGAGAGUGACCUACGAGCUGCUCAGGCUCCACCGGCAAUACAUAAAUCUGAAGCCGAACGGAUAUUGUAUACUCUGGAAUCGAUGAGGAAGACUCCCCUGACUGAUGCUCGGAAAGGCGAAUUACCACCUGUCACUAUUGGUCAAUCAUCAAGAACGAUGAGGAAGACAAUAAAUGUGCCUCUUGCUACAGCUGCUGCUGGAGAUAGCGCGAAGCAGAGGAGAGAUAAAGAUAGGUUGGGUGGUGAUGAUAGAGUGUCGGUGAUGAUCAGUCCGUAUGGAAGGAGAAAGGUCGCGGAUCAACAGGCUAGAGAGGAGAGGAGGUCUAGGAUGGCUGAGGAUAGAGACUACCGACCCUCACCUACACCCACUGCUUCGGAUGCGCAGAGUCAAGCAUCAGAUGUAGAAAUGGAACCACCCAGCUCACAGAGAUCAGCUUCUUCUGCUCCCCCUCCAACACCUCGCCGCUCGUCCAGAUUAAAGAGAGCCACGGGUACCGACGAAGACGUUCCCACGCCCAAGGCUACCAGGAAAUCAAAGAGGGGCGCAUCGAAACAGCCUGAGACUGUACAGGAAGAAGAGCAACCUCAACCCACACCUAGAGGAAGGAGGACGAGGAAGACGACGGUCGACAGGGGAACUUCCCCUUCCCCACCUGCACCAGUCCCUACCAUCACUGCUACAGCUCCUUCUCCAGGUGGACCUACAAACACCUCCACACAGACGGUGUCUUCCUCGGGAUAUCAACCUCUAGCCGAUGGCGAGAGAUCGAGAGGAGGAUCUUCCCUACGAGCACGAUCAGAUGUCACGAAACGUACUCAUGUUGGAGCAGCCAGCUAUUCUCGAUCGGCUACACCUUCAUCCGGAAGAUUCUCGGCUAAAGAAGAAGAUUUACCAGAUAUGGACGAGUUGGAACAAGCGAAGAUACCUUUACCUUCCUUUUCAGGUAUCUCUUUUGCUGGACUCAAUCCUACACCGCCUGCGACAUCGAAUGGACCAUCGACAUCUGUGACCGAUCAAAAUGCAUCCAGCGCUCCUUCAGAGUCUACUCCUGCUCCAUCCUCUUCUUUGAACGUUCCUCCACCUGGUCGAAGGCCCGGUGGACCCCUCGCUCGAGUCGGUCUCACCUCCACCAGGCCAAGAGCAUCGUCACCUCUUGCAGGAGGAUCGAUUGUUGCUCAACCCGAAUCACCUGAGUCGGCAUCAAAAGCUGCCAAACCAGCUGAGCCUAUUGAGCCACCCGCCAAUGGCUUCUUCACUCUGAACGGAUCCACACCGACAAUCCCAGCAGCCGGGUCAACAACACCUUUGGGUAAACCGCCGGCCUCGUCUUUCUUCUCUGUGCCAAGUACUGGUGUAACGAACGGGGAUUCGAGUAAAGAUAAAUCGUUCUCGUUUGGUUUAGGUAAACCUCCUGCUGAAACGGAAAAACCCUCGGAAACAACGUCGGGAUCAGGUAUACCCGAUUUCUUCGGUAAAAAGUCUGCGCCUCCGUCUGGAACUGCUACGCCAACAUCUGUCCCAGCAUUCGAUUUUGGUUUACCUAAGAAAACAGCCGAAGAGCCUAAAGCAUCUCCUGCGCAAUUACCUCCUGCUACUUUCAGUUUUGGUAAACCCGCUGAAACCGCUACCACCCCUGCAACUAACGGUGGAGGAUUCAGCUUCGGUGCGCCAAAGGAAGCAGAGAAGAAGGAUGGUUCCGCUCCCUCUUUCUCGUUCGGAUCGAGCAGACCUGCCGAAGCACCUAAACCUGCCUUUUCAUUUGGAUCAUCCGACAAGCCUGCCGAACCUGCGAAACCCACAUUCAGCUUCGGAGCUCCUUCUACACCAUCUGCCGAACCCGCUAAAUCCACUUUUUCGUUCAGUAAUCCAUCCGCUUCAUCCGCUGCAGAGAAGCCUGCUGAAACAGCUAAACCCUCUUUCUCGUUUGGCACUCCGUCAACAACGGAUAGUCCAAAGGCUCCUGAACCUGCUAAACCUGCUUUCUCGUUUGGGUCAUCAAGUGCGACUACCUCCAAACCUGCUGAAACUGCUAAACCAGCUUUCAGUUUCGGAGCUCAAUCGUCAACGCCUGUAUCAACCCCUCCACCGUUCGGUGCCGCUGUUAGUACCAAUGGUACAUCGUCGACUGCUCCUGCGCCUGCUUCUGGUGGUUUCUCAUUUGGAAAACCUGCUGAGAAGAAGGAUUCCGCUCCAAGCAAUCCAUUCGGCGGUACUGCCCCUGCUAGUGGGUCAGGCUCUACUGGCACAGGUUUUACCUUUGGUGCCUCAGGAAGUACGAGCACAUCGCCACCCUUUGGGGAGAAUAAGGCGAAUGGUGAUGCUGCCAAGUCGAGCCCUUUCGGAGGUGCCGGUACCACACCUGCUCCAGCUUCUACGGGAUUCAAUUUUGGCACUUCUUCCUCGUCUACUAAACCCAAUGGGUCUACUUCAGGGUUCGGUUCAUCAGCACCUGCGGCAGCUUCACCUUCCAAUCCCUUUGGUUUCGGCUCAUCGUCUUCAGCUACAACCUCUCCAGCUCUAGCACCGACGUCCAACCCAUUCGGUCAAUCUGCUCAAACUGCCAGUAGUCCCGCUACCACCUCUGCACCAUCGUUCACCUUUGGACAAUCCUCGUCUACACCGGCAGCUUCGUCAGGCUUUGGUACUUCGGCUCUAGCCCCUGCCCCUGCAGCUGCAUCCAAUCCAUUCGGCCAACAACCCUCAUCUGCCGGAUCGGGUGGGUUCAGUUUCUCCUUUGGUGGUGGUGCUGGUGGAAGCACAUCCAGUCCUGCCCCUGCAGCUGCUUCAGGUGGAUUCACUUUCGGUCAACCUUCCACUACACCCUCUACGCCUACUGCGACGAAUAGUACAUUCACUUUCGGUAAUCCUGCACCUUCCACCCCUGGUGUCACAUCCCAGUCAUCAUUCGCGUUUGGUGCAGGCGGUGGUGCACCUCAAUCAACCACACCUGCCGCUGCCCCUCCUGCCUCAGGAGGAUUCUCUUUCGGUGCUCCUCCCCCCGCUAAUCAAGCAACUGCACCGCGAUUCGGUAGUCCUGCGCCUGGGGCUGCUGACGGAGGUUUCAGUCUGGGCGCGAGCGAUGGGGGCGUACCGGGAAGUCCGGGCGGGAGGAAAGUCAAGGGAUUACCUAGGAGAGGAGGUGUCAAACGGUAA
Molecule: messenger RNA, 4656 nt
Organism: Kwoniella botswanensis
Lineage: Eukaryota; Fungi; Basidiomycota; Tremellomycetes; Tremellales; Cryptococcaceae
Exons: 4
Coding region: 1-4656 (1551 amino acids)
Source: RefSeq, a predicted model, not a curated record